GACUCUGGCUCCCUGGGUUUCAAGUGCUCGGGGCCAAAGCGCUGCUGCCGGCUGCUGCCCACUUGUCUCCAGCCGCGCGCCCUCGCAGCGACUUCUCAGUCGGAGUUCCCUGUUCCCUUAACAAACCCGCUUGUGCUCUCAGGCUUCCCCGAGACCCCGGGGUCCGCCCCUUCGGAGGAGGCGGUCAAGGUCUGGGCCUCCGGGCCUCGUGGGUGUCCCAGCGGCCUGGCGCGUUGGGCCUGGAGGGCUGGGCGAGGGGCGCGGCGUGGGUGGGCGGGCCGGCGCGCGGGGGCUGCAGGAAGCGGGGGCGGCGGCCGCUCGCGCCCGGCUCCGCGGGGUUAGAGACACCCGGAAACGGAUUCGGCCUUGGGGCCCGCGCGCGGGCAGGGCGUCUCGCGGCGGGCGGCGGGCGCGGGCCGGCGGCUGCUGAGUAAUCCCCUGCGGCGGCGGGAGGCGGCUCCGCCCUCCCCGCCGCCCCGCCCCGGCCUCCCGGCUCCGCGGAGCUCCGGCAGGUAGAGCCAGCCGGGCUCCGGGCGCGCGCGGGGUCCGCAGCAGCCGCCCCACUUCGCCUCGGCCCUGCCCAGAGCCUCGCGCGCCCAUGGCCGGCUCCGAGCAGCAGCGGCCGCGGCGGCGGGACGACGGAGACUCGGCCGCGGCGGCCGCGGCGCCCUUGCAGGACGCGGAGCUGGCCUUGGCCGGCAUCAACAUGCUGCUGAACAACGGCUUUAGAGAGUCGGACCAGCUUUUCAAACAAUACAGACAUCAUAGCCCACUGAUGAGUUUCGGAGCCAGCUUUGUCAGUUUUCUGAAUGCCAUGAUGACAUUUGAGGAAGAAAAAAUGCAGUUGGCAUGUGAUGACUUAAAAACUACAGAAAAGCUGUGUGAAAGUGAGGAGGCUGGAGUCAUUGAAACAAUCAAGAAUAAAAUUAAGAAGAAUGUCGAUGUCCGAAAAUCCACCCCCUCUAUGGUCGAUCGACUUCAGAGGCAGAUAAUCAUAGCUGACUGUCAAGUUUACCUGGCUGUGCUCUCGUUUGUAAAACAAGAAUUGUCAGCAUAUAUCAAAGGUGGGUGGAUCCUUAGGAAAGCCUGGAAGAUUUACAACAAAUGCUAUCUGGACAUCAACACCCUCCAGGAACUGUAUCAGAAGAAGCUUACUGAAGAGCCCUUGACCUCUGAUGCUGCAAAUGAUAAUCAUAUUGUGACUGAAGGGGUGUCCGAGGAGUCUCUAAACAGACUGAAGGGUGCUGUUAGCUUUGGAUAUGGCCUGUUCCACCUCUGCAUAUCCAUGGUGCCCCCAAACCUGCUCAAAAUCAUCAACCUGCUGGGUUUUCCUGGAGACCGCCUGCAGGGCCUUUCCUCACUGAUGUAUGCGAGCGAAAGUAAGGACAUGAAGGCCCCUUUAGCUACAUUAGCUCUGCUCUGGUAUCACACUGUAGUCCGCCCGUUUUUUGCCUUGGAUGGCAGUGAUAACAAAGCAGGCCUGGAUGAAGCGAAGGAAAUUCUUCUCAAAAAAGAAGCUGCUUAUCCAAAUUCUUCCCUCUUUAUGUUUUUCAAGGGACGCAUACAACGAUUAGAGUGUCAAAUCAACAGUGCCUUGACGUCCUUCCACACUGCUUUGGAGCUGGCCGUGGACCAGAGGGAAAUCCAGCACGUCUGUCUGUAUGAGAUCGGUUGGUGCAGCAUGAUAGAGCUGAAUUUCCAGGAUGCAUUUGAUUCCUUUGAGAGGCUAAAAAAUGAGUCCAGGUGGUCCCAGUGCUAUUAUGCCUACUUAACCGCGGUCUGUCAGGGAGCCACCGGUGAUGUGGAGGGGGCACAGAUUGUCUUUAAAGAAGUUCAGAAGCUCUUCAAAAGGAAGAACAAUCAGAUUGAACAGUUCUCAGUGAAAAAGGCAGAGAGGUUCCGGAAGCAAACGCCCACCCGGGCGCUGUGCGUGCUGGCGUCCAUCGAAGUGCUGUAUUUGUGGAAGGCCCUCCCCAACUGCUCCUUCCCCAACCUGCAGAGGAUGAGUCAAGCCUGCCAUGCAGUGGAUGAUUCAUCUGUCGUUGGAUUAAAGUAUUUGCUUCUCGGUGCCAUACACAAAUGUCUGGGGAACUCGGAAGAUGCUGUUCAGUUCUUUCAGCGAGCUGUUAAAGAUGAGUUGUGUCGUCAGAAUAAUUUAUACGUUCAGCCAUAUGCUUGCUAUGAACUUGGCUGUCUUCUAUUAGACAAACCAGAGACUGCAGCAAGAGGCAGAACUCUACUUCUUCAAGCAAAGGAGGAUUUCUCUGGCUACGACUUUGAAAACAGACUGCAUGUCCGCAUCCACGCUGCUCUGGCCUCUCUGAGGGAGUUGGUUCCUCAGUGACAGGCCCGGAGUUCCCGCUCUGCCUCUUCCCACCUGGGCUCCGCACUUUAAAAUAAAAGCAGAGGACACAGCUCACGUGAAGAUCGGCUUUUCUUCUGAAAACCACCUGUGCCAGGGACACAUUUUCCCCGUUAGGCUGACAUAGUAAAGAUCUAGCUAAAAGUAAUAACGACGACGAUAAUAGUAAUUAUGACUAACCACCUGGGGAGAGGGUUAAGUGACCUUGUUCAAACAUUUUAGUUUUGUGAUUUAUUAUUUUUAAAAUAAAAUCCAGCUAAAUAU
Molecule: messenger RNA, 2626 nt
Organism: Phyllostomus discolor (pale spear-nosed bat)
Lineage: Eukaryota; Metazoa; Chordata; Mammalia; Chiroptera; Phyllostomidae
Gene: TTC39C
Product: tetratricopeptide repeat domain 39C
Exons: 14
Coding region: 599-2344 (581 amino acids)
Biological process (GO): otolith morphogenesis; cilium assembly
Molecular function (GO): protein binding
Source: RefSeq, a predicted model, not a curated record